Aspergillus steynii IBT 23096 is the source of this 525-nucleotide messenger RNA. Its product is annotated as MARVEL domain-containing protein. The record is from RefSeq and is a predicted model, not a curated record. Bases 1 to 525 code for a protein of 174 amino acids. The transcript has 3 exons. Gene Ontology annotation, cellular component: eisosome; plasma membrane. NCBI's taxonomy places the organism in Eukaryota, Fungi, Ascomycota, Eurotiomycetes, Eurotiales, Aspergillaceae. Gene Ontology annotation, biological process: protein localization to plasma membrane; eisosome assembly.
AUGGCCAUGAAAGGUAUCGCCGUUGGCCUGCGGCUGUGGGAGUUUCUCUGGACCCUGCUCGUCAUGGCCCUGAUCGGUAACAUGAUCAACGAAUCCUUCGCCGGGAACCCUGCCACGGUCAACUACACCAUGUUUGUUGCGGCAUUCUCGAUGUUUUCGCUCCUCUACCUGACCCCGGCCUCGUUCAACCCCGACUGGGCCAUCCACCCCAUCCUCAUGAUCGUCCUGGACACCCUGAACGCCAUUUUCUUCCUCACAUCCGGUAUCGCACUGGCGGCCAAGCUGGAGUCUCACAGCUGCAGCAACAACGCCUACACCCUCAACAACGAGAUCACCGACGGCUCUUUCCAUCGCGAAAAGCGCUGCCGUGAGGCUCAGGCCUCUACCGCUUUCCUGUGGUUCGCGUGGGCUGGAUACACGGUGUCGGUCGUCAUGUCUAUCAUGGCCUCCCGUCGGACUGGCGUCAACCUUCGUGGACGCACCGGCCCUGCCCGUGGGACUCGUCCCAGCAUGGCGCAGGUUUAA